This is a messenger RNA of Lagopus leucura (white-tailed ptarmigan), 2794 nucleotides long. It is a transcript of the gene MSANTD4, whose product is annotated as Myb/SANT DNA binding domain containing 4 with coiled-coils. Lineage: Eukaryota; Metazoa; Chordata; Aves; Galliformes; Phasianidae. The record is from RefSeq and is a predicted model, not a curated record. The transcript is spliced from 4 exons. Bases 471 to 1505 code for a protein of 344 amino acids.
GCCUCCCUGGGCAGCCUGUGUUGCUUGUGUGUUGGUUUUUGUUGUUUUUGUUUUUAAACAUACCAUUCUAGCAUGUGUUCACACAGUGAGAUGCGAGGAAGGGUAACACAGCGGCAGAGUGUAGAUGCCUCUGCUGUAUUUUGAGGUUAUGAAUCUUAUGUAUGUUUAUGGAUUGUUCAAUUUAGUUUCAUAAUACUGUUUCAUUUCAGCAACAACAAAUACUUCCAGUUUCCAGACCAGAGAAGGGCAGGAAGCUUCGUACAUCUUAAAUAGAAAUAUGCAGCUUGCAAAACUUGGAAAAUUUUGAACCCUGAGGAAAUAGGAAAAUACUACAAAGUGAAGACGAAACACAUCUAUCGAGAGCUGAUCUCUGCUUUCAUUGUUUUUUAAACUUUGUGUUAAUAACUGCUUAGUGUCAAAUAGUCUCUGUAAUCUGCUGUGCUAAAAUUAUUAGCUUAAAGCUGGAAAAAAUGAAACAAUUGAAAAGAAAAAGAAAAAGUAAUUUUAGUGUUCAGGAAACGCAAACUCUCCUUAAGGAAAUCAGAAAAAGGAGAGAAGUACUCUUUUCAAAACAACUUAACACAACAAUUAAUGAGAUGAAACGGAAAGCGUGGGAGGAAAUAGCAGAGUGUGUGAAUGCUGUAGGUGAAGGUGAGCAAAGAACAGGUACAGAAGUGAAAAGGAGAUACCUUGACUGGAGAGCGCUCAUGAAGAGGAAGCGUCUGAAUGCAAACAUCAAGGCAGUUGGUGCAGGGUUUCACCUUCCUUCAUCCGACUUAGAUGACUCUCUCAAUGAAGAUAUGGAUGACAAAAUGGGGUUUGCAAAUGAAUCUAGUUUUGAAUGGCAGAACAUUACUGACUUCAGAGAAGCAGGUGGGUCUUUAACAGAAAUCAAAGUAGAAGAAGAAGAGGAGGAUCCACAGAAUUUUGAAUUUCCUAUUGAGGAAGAAGAGAUUUUUUCAUCAGUGUUGCCAGAUUCAAAAAAAGAAAAUGACUUACCAGAUUUCACCCACAUUGAGGAGUUUGGGAAUCUAAGUUCUGCUCAAGCUAGAUUAGCCUAUGAAGAUUCACACUUGCUUAUAAAUCUAGAGAAGCAGAAGGUGGAGCUGGAGAAGCAGCGAUUAGAUAUUGAAGCUGAACGGUUGCAAGUGGAGAAGGAGCGCCUCCAAAUUGAAAAAGAACGGCUGCGGCACAUUGACUUGGAGCAUGAGAGACUUCAGCUGGAGAAGGAGCGACUUCAAAUCGAGCGGGAGAAACUGAGGCUAGAGACUCUGCGUGCUGAGAAACCUGCCCUGGAAAAUGACCUCACCCAGUCCGAAAAACCCAUCAUACAGCCUCUGGAUCUAGAAACUGAGAAGUUAAAACUUGAAAAAGAACGCUUGCAGUUAGAGAAAGAAAGGUUGCAGUUCUUAAAAUUUGAGUCAGAAAAGCUGCAGAUUGAGAAGGAGCGCUUGCAAGUCGAGAAGGAACGCCUCAGAAUUCAGAGAGAGGGUCUCUUGCAGUGAACUUCUCAACUGGAGUGUUAAUGCUAGUGUUCUUUGUUGUGUAGAAUAUAGGUAGUUCUUUUUCUGAUACUGAAACUGUUGUAAAGGUCUAAUGUUCUUCUGUUCAGAGUUGAAUGUUGAUGUUGAACUGUAAUAAUAGAGAAAAAAAAUGGUGCUCAAUAAGUCAGUGUGCCUGUGUAAAUAUGCUUAUAUAAUAAAUUGCUUUUCAGUGUAUCAGAACUAAGUGUUGUUAUGUUCUCCUGUCUUCAGUAUUAUGUUGUAUUUGUUAUAAGUGUCCUUCUCCCAAGACACAUUACUAAGAAUCAAAACCAAGUGCUGUAUUUCUUUUUUUUUUUCUUUUUUUUUUUUAAUACUGCACUAGCAGUUAGGGAGCAUUAGAAUAAGUCAGUACUUCUGUGAGGGCCUCCUGCUGAGGGUAGUCCAUGCAGUAAAUAAGUAUAAUUAGAACAUAGUAACAUACAGUCAUGAUGUGCUUCACUAAACUUUAUUUCCCCUUUUUGUUUUUUCCACUUCCGCAGCUGAAAGGAGUACAAUAACAGUUCAAGAAGUACCCUACAGUGGUGUCUAGUGUUGGAAGUGCAGGAGGUUGUGUUCUGCCUUUUUUGAAGUGUUCAUACCAGAUAGUUACACAUCAACCUACCUACCAUAAGACUUUUGAAUGCAUUGGGUCAUUAAUGAUGUUAUGUGAAGUGUUUCAUGUCUUGGUUACCUGUCAGUGUAGAAUGGGAGCUUCGUAGCAGGAAGUGACAGCUGUCUGAUCAAUCUGUGAUCAUACCCUGAGGGAUGGUUUAUUUCUCGAAAGAGUUCAGCUGAUGACAGGAGUCUUGGGAGUGAAGGCACAGGCUGAGCACAGGCUAACGAGAACUGAGCUUGAUAUUAUGCUCUUGAUAUUAAUUCUUCCUGGCCAGCAGUGAGGUUCACGGAAUCAUAGAAUGGCUUGUGUCGGAAGGGACCCCAGGGAUCAUCAAGUUCCAACCCCCAGCCAUAGGCAGGGCCACCGAUCUCCAGGCGGAGGUUUUUAUGACUUCUGCCAUACAGCGUGUUUUAGUUAGGUAAGCAGAAGUAGUUAGUGCUACAUGCCAUCGUUUCAUAUGUAAUUUAUUUGUUUCAAUAAAAGCCUUUCUGUGAUUUCAUGUAUGUGUGAAUCCCAACUGAGCCACAUUUUACUUGGUUUUUUUGUGAGCAACUACCUUUUUUGAUUCCAUUUGAAACUGUGAGAAUACUAAAUCUGAAUACAUGUUGAGUGACUUAACAUGGAUUCUUGUGAAAGUAGAUAUAUUUAUACCACU